Messenger RNA from Corapipo altera (White-ruffed manakin), 5537 nucleotides. RefSeq names its product myotubularin 1 (gene MTM1). Gene Ontology annotation, biological process: negative regulation of autophagosome assembly; mitochondrion distribution; dephosphorylation. The record is from RefSeq and is a predicted model, not a curated record. Gene Ontology annotation, cellular component: plasma membrane. The coding region runs from base 699 to 2507 and encodes 602 amino acids. Lineage: Eukaryota; Metazoa; Chordata; Aves; Passeriformes; Pipridae. Gene Ontology annotation, molecular function: phosphatidylinositol-3,5-bisphosphate 3-phosphatase activity. The transcript is spliced from 17 exons.
CUGCCUCACGCCCCGAUGUGCAGCAUCAGUCCGGGAGCAGGAUUUCUGCCCUUCCUGCUAGAAGAAGUCCUCCCCAGCGACGUGAAAAUACCCCGAGUGCUCUUGGUUCUCUUUCAGACCUUCAAGCAUCUGUGGCGUUCAUUUCUGACUGGUUUAAAUUUCUUUCGAGGCAUGUGACUUCUUUUGGUGUUCACGGCUGAAAAGCUGAAACGUUCUGUCACAGAGCAAACUUUUUAGUUGAUUUAAAGCAAGAAAUGACUCUUGAACACGACAGGCUGUUUCUGCUUGCUGGGUUUUGUGCUGUGGCAGUCAAAAAGCAUGUUUUCUGUUUUGUGUAGUUGGGGCCAGCUACAGCACAAAAGUCAAAAGUUGUUGGAAAGUUGAAGGAAUGACCACACUGUUUUCCUCUCAUCUCACUGAAGCAGGUGUAUCUAUGUUUUAUACAACUGAAAUGACCUGUUAAGUCUGGAGGCUUCUGAGCAAAAGAACAAAAAGUUCAGCCAAAGCUCGGUGAGUGUGCAGUAGGGGGAGGAAAUAAUACAGAAAGCAAAGGAGGAAACGGAAAGGCUUUUGAAACACUUGGUGCUGUUCCCUGGGUGAGCAGCAGGAGUAACUCGCGAUUGGGAGGGAUAAGGAACGUCCAGACGAGCUUUUGUUCUGCAGAGCUUCGGCAGUGCUUUGGCUCCCAGAUACCUGGUAUGGCCUCAUCGUCAACACCUAAAUAUAAUUCAAACUCCUUGGAGAGUUCAGGUAAAAGGACUCUAAAAGAUGGAACUAACUGGGAGCAAAAUGAAGAAAUACCUCGUCUACCAGGAGAGACCAGAGUUACAGACAAGGAUGUUAUUUAUAUGUGUCCAUUUAAUGGCCCAGUUAAAGGAAGAGUGUACAUCACAAACUACAGGCUGUACCUAAGAAGUGUGGAAAAUGAUCCAGUUGUGGUAUUGAACGUUCCAUUGGGCGUAAUUUCAAGGAUUGAAAAAAUGGGAGGAGCUUCCAGCAGAGGAGAAAACUCUUAUGGAUUAGAUAUAACCUGUAAAGAUAUGAGGAAUUUACGGUUUGCAUUAAAACAAGAAGGGCACAGUAGAAGAGAUAUAUUUGAAGUCCUCACAAAAUAUGCUUUUCCCCAGUCUCAUAACUUGCUUUUUUUUGCCUUUGUAAAUGAAGAAAAGUUUUCUGAAAAUGGAUGGAUGGUGUACAACCCGAUGUCCGAAUACAGGAGACAAGGACUGCCUAACGAACGGUGGCGAGUGACUUUUAUAAACGAACAUUAUGGGCUGUGUGACACGUACCCAGCACUCUUAGUCGUGCCAUAUAAUGCAACAGAUGAGGAUCUCAAGAAAGUUGCUGCCUUUAGGUCCCGAAACAGAAUCCCGGUCCUGUCGUGGAUUCACCCCGAGACUCAAGCUGUGAUCAUGCGCUGCAGUCAGCCCCUGGUUGGAAUGAGUGGCAAGAGGAACAAAGAUGAUGAAAGAUAUCUUGAUAUCAUCAGGGAGGCCAACGGGCAGAUCUCCAAACUGACCAUCUACGACGCCAGGCCCAAUGUCAACGCAGUCGCCAACAAGGCAACUGGGGGAGGAUAUGAAGGUGAAGAUGCAUAUCCCAAUGCAGAACUUUUCUUCUUGGACAUUCACAAUAUUCACGUCAUGCGGGAAUCUUUGAAGAAGCUGAAGGACAUUGUUUAUCCUAAUGUGGAAGAAUCACACUGGUUGUCCAGUCUGGAAUCUACCCAUUGGUUAGAACAUAUAAAGCUCGUGCUGACAGGGGCAAUCCAGGUGGCAGACAAGGUGUCGUCGGGCCGGAGCUCUGUGCUGGUUCACUGCAGCGACGGCUGGGACCGCACGGCACAGCUCACGUCCCUGGCCAUGCUGAUGCUGGACAGCUACUACAGAACCAUCGAAGGCUUUGAAGUUCUGGUGCAAAAGGAGUGGAUAAGCUUCGGGCACAAGUUUGCAUCGAGAAUAGGCCAUGGUGAUAAAAAUCACGCUGAUGCAGACAGAUCACCCAUCUUCCUCCAGUUUAUUGAUUGUGUGUGGCAGAUGUCUAAACAGUUUCCUACAGCCUUUGAAUUCAAUGAGCAGUUCCUGAUUACAAUCCUGGAUCACCUGUACAGCUGCCGGUUUGGUACUUUCUUGUAUAACAGUGAGUCAGUCCGAGAAAAAGAGAAAGUGACUGAGAAAACGUUAUCGUUAUGGUCUUUGAUAAACAGUGAAAAAUCUAAGUACACCAAUCCUUUUUAUAGUAAAGAGCUAAACCGAGCACUCUAUCCAGUAGCCAGUAUGCGUCACUUGGAGCUCUGGGUCAAUUACUACAUCAGGUGGAACCCAAGAAUUCGGCAGCAACAGCCAAACCCCGUGGAGCAGCGUUACAUGGAGCUCCUUGCGUUACGUGACGAUUAUAUCAGGAGACUUGAAGAGCUACAGAUCACAAAUAAUUCUAAGAUACCCAAUUCAUCAGCCUCAUCAGCAUCUCCCUCACAAAUGAUGUCCCAAGUACAAACACAUUUCUGAAGAAAGUGUUGGCUUCUUUCUAUACUGUAAUAGCAAGUGGUGCUUCACAUAGAUCUAUAGCAAAAGGAGGAAUAUUCUAAUGCCUUAUGUUAGACUGUCCUAACACAAAGUGGUUUAGACUGUCUUUAUUUGAGGAGGACUUCAGAACAAACAAAACCAACUCUUCAAUUACGUGCCUUUCAGAACCUGUGGACUGGGAACAUUAUUAAUCAACUCAUAGUUAUGGAGGGCUUUUCAAGAGUUACUUUGGAAAGUCUGGUACAAUUGAAAUUAAAUUGAUUUAUUGUUUUCAUAAGAAUGCUUUAAUUUAUUACAUUGUAGGUCAUGUUCCUAUAAGGAAAUUCAUGCUCAGUCUUGGAUACAUGUCGUGAAUAAACACAUUAAUGGCAAUAGGAAUAUUCACAUUGUGUAAAAUUAGGUAUGUGUGUAUUCCUGUUAGGGAUACAUGAGUUCAUGAGGUAAAAAUAACUUCUAUUGUAAGAUUUCAGAGAGAAGUGCUGAAACUUUCUGGUUAUCAGAGAAUUCCAAAUUUUCCUUUUUUGAAAUAGAAAUAUGGAAGGCAUUUCACUGCUAUGCUUCUAAUUAAAAAGUUCAAAUAGCUCAGUAGAUAUCAAAAUAAAAAAAAAACCUUUUUAACUGUAAAUUGAUUUUAUUUAAAAAAAAGAAAAACAAAUGCCAGUUGUACUGGAUUUGGAGAAGUCCUGUUUUGGCUAAUUGUUCACAUCUAAAGUAUAUUGCAAAUCAUCACUGUGGGCAAUAUUGGUUCUUUGGAUUAAUGCAGAAUAAAAUGUUUCUGAAGAUGGUUUAUAUAAUUAAAAACAGACCCACAGAGACAUUACUUAAAUAUCCACCAACAGCCAUAGUAUUAAAGCUUCUGUUUGUCUCGUUAAAAUAAAUGUGCCUGUUUAAAGGAGCUUUUAUACCAAAGUAGGGAAAAAUUCUCAGUUAUAAAUAAUUUUGAAAACUUGUACGUUUAUAGUUUACUGUUUAAUUUAACUUCUGUGCAGCAAAUUUUAUUCUUAAGUAUUUAAGGGGCUUUGGUAUCCAAGAUUUGCAUAUAGUGAGUGCACUUACGUUGAACCUUCCUGUGAGCUCUAGUUUCAAGCCUUCCUUUCACAGGCUUUUUGUAAACCUUUUAAUUUGUUCAUUUCAGGUAUUUUUUAAAUAGCUGCAAGCAUUUCUUAUGACAGCACAAACUUUGCUCUUGAUAUUUAAUUAAAAUUUUGCAUAUUCUCAUAAGUUUAAUGAUGUUCAGGCAAUCCAGGAAAUACUGCAGUUCAGAAUCUGCAGAGGACUCUAAUAUUGUUAUUUUAAAGGAGAUAUUUUGAUGCUUGAGGCUUCUGUCAGUGUAAAUUAUUGUACAUGUGGUGAGUUUUGAUCUGCAAGAUAUAAUAGGAUUAUAUAUAAAUUAAGUUUUGUGUAAGUAUAUAUAAUAUAGUUUAUUAGAAGUUCUGCAGGUUUAUAAAGUGUAAAUAUUUUGCAUAUGAAAACUAAAUUUAAAGCUAUAGUUCCAUAAAAUAAGUCAAAGUUUAGAGGACAGUGAAUAUUUUUAAAACAGUAUUUUUUCAAAGGAAUAAAAGUAUACCGCCUCUUGAUUUAAUUCAUUAUAUAAACUGAGUUGCACUAUGUUUUUCAGGGAAGUUCAGAGCAUGCAACAUGUAUGUUCGAAAUACACAGGAUUAUAUGACUUAUUUUGUCCUCUAAAUUUCACUCUCCCGUCUGUGUUCUCCAGUAUGUGUAUCCAAAAUAACAAUGUUGUCCCAAAAUCUUGACUUGUUAAGGUAAAAAGAUGCAUUACAUCAGGUAAAUGAGGAAGGAUACUCAAUUGUUCAUGAUGUACUUUACAUUUUAAAAGCUAUGCAUACUCUGGUAUAUUUGCCUUCUACUUACUCGUGGUUUAUUAAAAAAAAAAAGCUAUUUUUAUUAGAAUAUUUAAAGUUUCUGUAUUUGAGUUGAACAUAUUGGUGACAUCUCUGAGUGGUGUGAAGAAUUUCUGAAAAUGUAAUAGUUUUUACUGUUUAAACACUACAUGGUAACCUAUUGCAUUUGGGAAAGUGUAAUAUAAUGGAAGGGAUCUUUUUGCACUUACUUCAUUACAUAUAUACCAUUUUUCAUAUUACUGUUCAGCCGAAUUUAUUUUUGAAGCUCUCUAACAAGGCUCUGUGUGGGCUUGGAUUUUUCUCAAGUCAGCAGAUAAGAUAACUUGUUUUAAUUCUGUUUUUACAUAUUAGACCAAUAUAAGGGUGGUUUUAAUCCAAUACCUAUUGGAAGAUACUACUUGUGAAUGUAGGCAGACAAAGCGGUCAAUGUUAACACCUCUCUCUUUUCCCUGUAAGGGGUGAUCUGGGCUGUUGUUGUGCACACAGGCUGUGUCUGUGCGGCACCUCCUGCCCUGUGCACGCUGCAGGAACAGCUCCCUGCCAGGAACACAUCUGGGGAAGCUGCUGAGGUGGUGAAGGAGAGGUGAAGGUGCCGAGUGCCUUUUCCAGGAGGGGUGAAAAAGCAGAGCUGGGAUGUCCACAUCACCAGCAAUGAAUGCCCAGUAUCCCAUAAGAAACGCCCAUCUUGGAAUGCUAGUUUAGUUUUUUUAUGUAUUCUUACUUCCAUGAACCUGAGGAAAUAACCUAGUUUUUGUGCUGGGCUUCAGUUACUUAAUUAGAAAGGUGGUUUGUCGAAUGCCUUGUUUAUUUGCUCAUGCCUUACCCCCCCAGCAUCACUGUUAUGGCUGUACCCAAGACAUGACUUGUGUGCUACCUCCUGAUGUAUUGUUAACCUCUGCCUUGAGUUCAGGUGUUGUCUCGCAGCAAGCAUCCUGUCGUGCAUGAGAAAACGUGUUUUAUAACCGAGCAGGAUCUCCUCAGUACUACUGUUUCCUCAGUAACGCUGUCGCCCGCCCUCCCUGGAUACCGCGGGACCGCUCCGGAGCCGGGCCCUGUGUGUCGGGCGUCGUCGGGGCGGGGGGAGAGGAGCGAACAUCCUCAGUCUGCCGUGUACGUGCGGGGCGGGGAAAAUAAAGAUGUCAGUGUUGAA